Molecule: messenger RNA, 1755 nt
Organism: Dufourea novaeangliae
Lineage: Eukaryota; Metazoa; Arthropoda; Insecta; Hymenoptera; Halictidae
Gene: Ir76b
Product: glutamate receptor ionotropic, delta-1-like
Exons: 9
Coding region: 1-1755 (584 amino acids)
Cellular component (GO): membrane
Molecular function (GO): glutamate-gated receptor activity
Source: RefSeq, a predicted model, not a curated record
AUGCCCAGACACGUUAGUAUCGAUUUACCUUGGUACCUGGUUUGUUGUGUUGCUAGACAGUUUAUAAAUAAUUUAGUCAGAUCACAGUGCGGAAAACUGAUGCAGUUGCAGUUUAAAUCGAAGGAUGCAUAUCCUCCACACGUUACUUAUUGCAACGAUUCUGCGGUCCUACCGAUGCAGCAGUUACAUGAGUUUCAAAGGACAACAAAUGACGAAGACGAGUCUCCAGUGCCAUCACACGUAACAGUCACAUCCUGGAAUGACAUGCCGUUUUCUGGAAUCGCGAAGGAGAAUGGGACAUGGGUAGGCAAAGGAUAUGCGUUCAACAUCUUCGAUUUGAUUAGUUCCAAGCUGAAUUUCACGUACACCAUUGUUCCGCCGAACAAGCACAUCCUCGGGGACGAGAAUAGCGGUAUUCUUGGUCUGCUUCACGAAAAGAAGGUAGACGUGGCAGUCGCAUUUCUUCCGGUUUUAUCGGAGAUGCGACACUACUGCGAAUUCAGCAGCUUUUUGGAUGAAACCACAUUAACGGCUGUAAUGAAGAGGCCACACGAGUCAGCUACUGGUUCCGGUCUUCUAGCACCGUUCGAGAAAACAGUCUGGCUUCUGGUUCUAGCAUCUUUGGUCUUCGUGGGACCUGUUAUUUAUAUCUUCGCCCAUAUCAGGGCAAAGCUAUGGCACGCCUCGAACUCUGAGAAGUUUAGUUUAUCUUCCUGCUUCUGGUUCGUUUACAGUUCUCUUCUGAAACAGGGAACAAACAUUGUCGCCACGACAGAUUCGACGCGGAUGCUUUUCGCAACCUGGUGGAUUUUUAUAUUAAUAUUAACGUCCUUCUACACGGCGAACCUUACGGCGUUCCUGACGAAGCCCCAAUUUACCUUGUCCAUCAGUUCUCUGGAGGAUAUUGUCCACAAAGGAUACAAUUGGGUCACUUAUAGAGGACGCACCGUUGAUUUUCUUCUUUCGCAAGACCAUUAUAACGAUUUAAGUUUAUUGAAUGUCAGCAAAGGGCAGGGAAAAGGCGAUUUCAAAGAUUACGAACCAUCGAGGGCCAUAUUGAAAUCUGUGAGCACGAGAAAACUUUUCUUAGCAGAGGCACAUUAUCUGCAAACAUUAAUAUUCAGGGAUUAUGUAAACAAAACUCACAAUAACAUGGACCACAGCUUGCGUUGCACCUACGUUAUAAUGCCUGGAAGCAUCUUAAGCAUACGUCGAGCAUUUGGCUUUUCUAAUGGAACAGCAAUUCGAAAACCCUUGAACAAAAUGUUGAUGAGACUGGUAGAGGCAGGCAUUAUUCAGCACAGGCACGAAGAGGAUCUGCCAUUAGCGGAAAUUUGUCCUGUGGAUCUUCGUUCGACCGAGAGACGGCUCCGAAAUACCGAUCUUCUUUUAACGUAUAAAGUUGUCGUGGCUGGAUACGCGAUCGCCGCGAUUCUAUUUUUCUUUGAAACAAUCUAUGCGUUUGUAGCAAGUCGAGUGAAAAAAAGUAAGCAAACGGAUACGCGUAAUUCUCUUUCUCUGGUAGCAACGGCGAAAGAUCGUUUGUAUACAGAACUUUCUUCUAAGAAGCAAGCGAAUUUCUCGAAAGGAAGUCCACAAACGAUGUAUAAUAACGAUGGUCAGAAUGUCUUGGACCAGAGAAAGCAAGAAUUUAUCAACGGAAGAAAUUACUACGUGAUUACUGACAGACAAGGCGAUCGCAGAUUGAUUCCCACUAGAACGCCUUCUGCUAUUCUGUUUCAAUAUGCUGCUUGA